This is a messenger RNA of Drosophila gunungcola (fruit fly), 5469 nucleotides long. RefSeq names its product serine/threonine-protein phosphatase 6 regulatory subunit 3 (gene fmt). The record is from RefSeq and is a predicted model, not a curated record. Gene Ontology annotation, cellular component: cytosol; nucleus. Bases 259 to 3240 code for a protein of 993 amino acids. NCBI's taxonomy places the organism in Eukaryota, Metazoa, Arthropoda, Insecta, Diptera, Drosophilidae. The transcript is spliced from 11 exons. Gene Ontology annotation, molecular function: protein phosphatase regulator activity; protein phosphatase binding.
GGUCUAUCGACCGCAGCUAUCGCACUGGGUUACUAUACGCUAUAAUCGAAUAUUGUCCACCUCUACGAAGCAGUGAAGAAAAUUAUAGCGUGGUUUUUUCGGUAGAAAAACAAUUAAAAGUGCAACAAACAGUGAGAAAAACACAGUCCAACCAACUCAGCCGUGCAUGCCCAGUCAGCAGCGAUCCGCGAAUCCAGCGAAGAGAUUUCUUGAUUCCCCCAGCCUGAAAGUGUCACCGCCAAGACGUACGUGCGAAAAAUGUUUUGGGACAAGGGUUAUGCGCCCUCCGCGAAUAUAGAGGCGCUGCUGGAGAAGGAGAACUCAACGCUGGAGGAGUUCCUGGACGAGGAGGACAUACUGCAGGAGUGCAAGACGCAAAAGAAGAACCUGGUCAACUACUUUACACGUCCCGAGGUCAUUAGGCGCCUGGUGGAGCUUAUCACGACCGAGCCCUCUGAAGAUGUGCCCAUGUCGCAGCGAUUCCGCUACGCCAACAUGUCCUGUGAGAUACUUACACUCGGCCUGCCGUCCCUGGAUGAGAAGCUACUGACCGACGCGGAGACGCUACAGCUUCUGUAUUCAUAUCUGGAAAAGGAACCACCGUUAAAUCCAUUGCUAUCGUCGUUUUUUAGCAAAACGUUUAGCAUGCUCUUUACCAAAAAGCCUGAACAAGAUUGGUUUUUGUAUCAACACAUGUGCCUACAACUCCUGGAGUAUAUUAAAUCGCAGAAGACCUUUUUGGAUUUCAUUUGUAAACACUUUGACACACCGGUCAUACCUGAUCUAAUAAUGCAGAUGAUGAAGGACAUCGAGGGUGGUCAACUCAAGCGGAACCUUUUCGAAUGGCUAACUGAAGAUAAAAUUGUGGAGAGACUGAUUGAAAUAUUGCGUAAUCCUCAAGAAACCGACAAGCAUGCAAAUGUUGCCGACUUUUUCUGUGAUCUUAUUAACCAAGGGCGCUUGAUGCGCCAGACGGAGCAGGAGAACGAUUCGUUUGAGCCGGCCUUCGAUGGCUCCAACCCCAUACUGAAGACGAUUGAAUCUGCGGACACUAUUGAAGCCUUGUUAAAUGUGAUUCUGGAACCAAACGCUCAGGAGAGCGCCAUCUUAUCAGGAAUAUCGGUUGUACUUACCCUCAUCAAGCCAAUUACCUUCACAGAUGAGCCCAACUCGGAUCGCCAGCGGUUGCUGCAAAAGCGCGAGCGCGAAUUCCACCAGGAAGUGCAGGAGACUGUGAUCACUGUGAUGGCGCCACGCCUCCAGGAAUUUGUUCACGUACUGAAGAACCCGCCUGCGAAACCCACACUGGAAACAACGGCGGCGGUGUUGACGCCCCCCUUUGGCAAGACCCGUCUACAAGUGUGCCGCGUAUUUACCGCCCUGUUGGAGACCAAGCAUGAAACCAUUCAACAGGCAAUCUGCGCGACUGAGUAUUUCAGCCUGCUGCUCGAGUUCUUCAAGCAGUACUGCUGGAACAACUUCCUGCACACCGAAAUGGAAAAGGCCCUUCACGUGGUCUUUUACAACGAGCUGUCCAACAACAACACGGCGUCCACAGAGGUCACGGACUUCUUUACCGCCGACUGCCUCAUCAAUGCCUUCCUGAAAGUGGAAACCGAAGAGUCUGAGGUGGAGAUGAAGAACGCACUUAACGAUGCAAAGCGGGCGGAGGGAGGCAACGAGGAGGAAGGUGGCGACAUCGAAAUCGAAGUGGCAGCUGCGCAGGAAGCGGCUGCCCAGGCGCAGAAUGAGCAACAGCCAGCGGCCGAAGAAAGGCAGGAGGAGCAGACUGCCCAGGAAGAAGUCACCGCAGAAGCAACUCCUUCAGAAGGAGAUGAACCUAAAGCCCAGGAAAAUCAUGUGGAGAACAGUGAGGUAGAUGGUGACUCUCCAACAGGUCAGCAGGAAACGGAGCCAACGCUCAAUGAUCUCGACAAGACCAAGACCGUGCCCAGUGCCCCGCCCUCCGAAAUGCAAACUCAUUUGAUUGUAAACUGUCACUUGGUGUCCAAACUGGUCGAUUUUUGGCAGCACAAUGCGCAGGCGCAAUCUGCUGAGAAGGGUCGCCGACUGGGCUAUAUGGGCCACCUUAUCAAAAUUCUGCGUCACAUUACGAAUUGUAUAUCAGAAUCUGAACAUAUCUCUGACCUGAUUACCACCAGCUUAAGAGACGAGGCCGAACUUAAGCUCUGGCAAUCGCUGAUCGAUGCGGAAACCGGUGAAUUCACGAUGGCGGUCAAGCAGCAGACCAAGCUGCUGGCCGACUGCAAUCCGCACGAGGAGAACGAUUACAGUGUGGGCUCCAAAGAUUAUCUGGGCGAGACAAAUGCGUGGGACAUCGGAACUGUGUCGUACAGCAACAUGGGAUACAGUGACCUGGACAAUACAUUGCAGGACAUUGUGUUUACCAUGGACAACGAUCAGAACUUGUUCCAGUUUGGUCGAAACAUUGACGACGAGGAUGAUGAUGAUGAUGAGCAUGGAGAUCAUUCAGGAGGUGGCGAUGGCCACGGACACGGCAUGUUCACCAAAAACUCGAUCACGUUGAACAACUUGGCGGACCCCUGGGACAUGGACGUCCAGUUCUCCGACAUUCCCAGCGUGUCUGCGCAGGUUAACACGGGCACCGCCAACUGGGGCACGGAUUUUAAUGCGGACAACUUUGCCGACUUCGAUGCGCACUUCAGCACCUUUGGCAGUGAUCUGGGUAUGCCCACAACUGCUCCGCCAGGCAUCGACGAGGCGGAGGACUCUCCCCCCGCCCCGCCAUCUGCCACCGAAGUGCAGGCAGAUGAUGAGCGCACACCCGCUGAAUUUGUUGAGCCCGUUGUGGCCAAGAGCAUCCAGAAUAACAUAGCGCAUAGCGACGAUCAGCAGGCUGAGUACGACAAUAAUGCCAAUGUGGAGAAGGCCAUUAGCGAAAAGCUAGCGGAGUCGAGUGUUGUGGAGACCGCGUCGAUUGUUACCCGACUGCAGUCUGUGUUGUUGGACGGCGAAGAAGACUACGAGGACGACGAGGGCAUGUGGACCAAGCCCCUGGGUGGAGAUCGUCCCACGGAGAUAGAGCAGACCACGCCCAUUUCGAAUGGGCCAACCAGCAAAGUUCAUGAAUUCAACCAUGCCAAUGAUAACAGCAGCAGCAACGUGGAUGGCCACCAAGUCAACAUCACAGCGGAGCAACAGAAAUUGGCAGCCGGCGCCAAGACGAACAAUGUAGAAAUUGCAACUACGACCACAUAAAUAAACUCUCACCACACCACACAUCAUCAAACCGCAAUUGUAUAGCAUAUAAUGUGUCGACGACAAAUUGUAAAAAUGCCUUUGAUUUGCUCUUUGGUCAUUCUUAUACAUAAUCAUGCAUACAUAUUUAUAUAAAUAUAUACCACAUACUACUACCAUACGUACAUAUAUAACAGGCUGCAUAGUACAACAAACGAUUUGUGUAUUAGCAAAAGGCCGAAGCCCGCCCAAAACCAAAAUGAAAAUUAUCAAAAAAACGAAAAAAAAUGUUCAAAGUGAAAAGUAUGUUGUUGAUUCCUUCUGCUCCUCGCUCGUAUUGCCAAUUAUUUUAACUAUUACUCUUCCUUCAUGUUUCCUAAUUAAGAGAACUGUAUUUUGUUUGUAAUUUGUAUUAGUCUGUCGUUUUAGUACGCUUUUACUUUCAAUACUCUCAAUGUGUUAGGCAACCUAUGAGCAUUACUUAAAGUACCAAAAUUCACGCAACGUCUUAGAAUGCUUAGUUUUUAUUUGUAUUGUAUUUGUUUUAGAUCGAUCAGACGAAGAAUAUUUACCAAUUCAUAUGAUAUAUAUAUAUAUUUACACACACAUUUGGGUGCUGUCCAAAAAUGUCGUCAUCCCAUUUUCCCCUAUUGUCGUCCUCCUUUUGUAAGGAAUUCCCUCCAAUUAGGGAUGACGUAAUGUUCGGACAACCCCACCCUUACACACUUGUAUUGUUAAAUUGGAGACUUGUAUUUAUUAUAUGUAUGUAUUUUGAAAGCAAAAGCAAUGCCAAAAUACCGACACGUUCAACACCACAUACCGACAUGCUGCAAGCACAAAAGUAAUAUAUCGGUAUAUAAUAUACUUAUGUCUUUUGCCAUUAUUACCUUGUUUGUAUACAAAUCGGUUUAACCAAAAAAAUUUCGUUGUCAAAAGUACAAAACACUGAUAGCAAACAUAAAAGAAUAUGAAAAAAAAUCAAAAACAGCAUUUGUCACCACAUGAAUGAUUUACACCCCCGAUUUACACACCACCACCUAUGACUAUAUACGAUUAACAGAACCAAAUGAAACAAGAAAUUCAAAAGAAGACUUUCCAAGAAGACAUUUUAAAUUUACAUUUAUAUUUUUUGUGUAUUGUUUUAUUUACUUUGUUCAAGUUGUCGCUGAAAAAUGUUUGUGUUUUAAACGUGCAGAGAACCACGAACAAAACGCUGAAAAACAUUGAGAAGAAGUAUAACAAAUAUGCCAUCUUUUGCUUCCAAAUAAUUAUGUUUAAAAUAUGAUUAAAAAUAAAACAGAAACUACUUUAAAAGUGAAAUCGAUGUUUGUUUUACACAAGACAACUUGCUCACCAAAAACAAAAAAAAAAACAAAAACAAACAAAAAUGUAGACACAUAGAGUAUAUUCUAAGAUAAUCAAGAGAGAAAAGCGGGCAGCAUAUCAGGCAAAGACGUGUGAAUAAUGAAAACUAAAUAACCAAAACCCUCCCUUAUGCAGAUAAUCCUUGUUUGCUGUUUCAUUGACGAAACUUAUUAAUAGGACACGAUUUUGCACAAAUUUAAACUGGCUUUUUUUAUUAUUUUGCAUUCUGUAGCAGCACAAAAUACUAACGAACAACCAAGAACAUUGAUUUAACAAAAACUGCAUAAAUAAGAAAUUUAAAAAAAUAUUGAAAUGUUUAAACUAUCUCUGAUGAAAAACUGUGAUAAUUAAAUGAAGUUGCAGGGUAUUUGAUAAAGCAAACUUAAUUUAAACAAAUUGUAAAACAUCAACUAAUGGCCUCAACCAUUUGGAACAUACAAGACACAGCCAACACGAGACACUCUAAACAAGUUAAUUAUACGAUUCUUUAGCAUCACAAUCAGCAUGACACCUCGACAACCAAACAGCAAUAACUACUGCAAUGAAAUCUAAUUGAAGGAGUUUUAAUGUGUAGUCUGUAACCGUGCGAAAGUAUCGCUAAGUUCGAGCUAGUAGGGAUAGUACAAGAUCGCAGCUCUUAGUUCUCUAGCUUCUCACAAACUAAGCUCUAAACUAAAGUAAAACUUAAAUACUCAUAUCAAGCCAAUUGUAAACCUUGUACUGUACAUACAAUUGUCCCCAGUAUUGUCUUCCCCUCUAGUUAUGUGUUUUCGUUUCUACCAACUAACUUAGUAUCCAAAAUCCAACGAUUAGCGACGAUUAUCGAGUCCUUCCCUUGUGCAUAUGCCUUACUAAAAAAUAAAAAAAAAAAAAAUAAAAAAAAAA